UUCCCACAAAGGUGGACCUAGCCCUGAACACAUAACAGCCGGGGGACUUGUUGAGUUUGCACUGAGCUUCCCUCCAAAUGAGGCAGGGGGCGUUUUUAUGGUGUUGAGUCGCUAAGCCCCGCUCUCCCUAGCUUCCUGUGCUCUCUGGGGACAAAGGUGGGGGCCCCUGGAACCCUCUGUGGGCUGGCAGCGUGCUUCCUGCACCCAGCGCCAGCCCGCCCUGGGGAGGGGCUGAGCCCGCCCUACUCGUGAUAAGGCACGGGCAAGGGCUGCCCUGAAGGAAGCUCCAAAGAGAAAGGAGGGCAGGAAGCCCACGGCCCGCAGGGGUGUAGCCCGAGACCCACCCGCAGCCCCCAGUCCUUGCCAGGAAAGCAGCAGCCGCAGCCAUGGCGGGGAUGAAGACAGCCUCCGGGGACUACAUCGACUCGUCAUGGGAGCUGCGGGUGUUUGUGGGAGAAGAGGACCCGGAGGCCGAGUCAGUCACCCUGCGGGUCACUGGGGAGUCACACAUCGGCGGGGUGCUCCUGAAGAUUGUGGAGCAGAUCAAUCGCAAGCAGGACUGGUCAGACCAUGCCAUUUGGUGGGAACAGAAGAGGCAGUGGCUGCUGCAGACCCACUGGACACUGGACAAGUACGGGAUCCUGGCUGAUGCACGCCUGUUCUUUGGGCCCCAGCACCGGCCUGUCAUCCUUCGGUUGCCCAACCGCCGCGCGCUGCGCCUCCGUGCCAGCUUCUCCCAUCCCCUUUUCCAGGCUGUGGCUGCCAUCUGCCGCCUCCUCAGCAUCCGGCACCCCGAGGAGCUGUCCCUGCUUCGGGCUCCUGAGAAGAAGGAGAAGAAGAAGAAAGAGAAGGAGCCAGAGGAAGAGCUCUAUGACUUGAGCAAGGUCGUCCUGGCUGGGGGCGUGGCGCCUGCACUGUUCCGGGGAAUGCCCGCUCACUUCUCGGACAGCGCCCAGACCGAGGCCUGCUACCACAUGCUGAGCCGGCCCCAGCCGCCACCCGAUCCCCUCCUGCUCCAGCGUCUGCCACGGCCCAGCUCCCUGUCAGACAAGACCCAGCUCCACAGCAGGUGGCUGGACUCGUCGCGGUGUCUCAUGCAGCAGGGCAUCAAGGCUGGGGACGUACUCUGGCUGCGCUUCAAGUACUACAGCUUCUUCGAUUUGGAUCCCAAGACAGACCCCGUGCGGCUGACACAGCUGUACGAGCAGGCCCGGUGGGACCUGCUGCUGGAGGAGAUUGACUGCACCGAGGAGGAGAUGAUGGUGUUUGCUGCCCUGCAGUACCACAUCAACAAGCUGUCCCAGAGCGGGGAGGUGGGGGAGCCAGCUGGCACAGACCCAGGGCUGGACGACCUGGAUGCGGCCCUGAGCAACCUGGAGGUGAAGCUGGAGGGGUCGGCGCCCACAGAUGUGCUGGACAGCCUCACCACCAUCCCAGAGCUCAAGGACCAUCUCCGAAUCUUCCGUCCCCGGAAGCUGACCCUGAAGGGCUACCGCCAGCACUGGGUGGUGUUCAAGGAGACCACACUGUCCUACUACAAGAGCCAGGACGAGGCCCCUGGGGACCCCAUUCAGCAGCUCAAUCUCAAGGGCUGUGAGGUGGUUCCCGAUGUUAACGUCUCCAGCCAGAAGUUCUGCAUUAAACUCCUAGUGCCCUCCCCUGAGGGCAUGAGUGAGAUCUACCUGCGGUGCCAGGAUGAGCAGCAGUAUGCCCGCUGGAUGGCUGGCUGCCGCCUGGCCUCCAAAGGCCGCACCAUGGCCGACAGCAGCUACACCAGCGAGGUGCAGGCCAUCCUGGCCUUCCUCAGCCUGCAGCGCACAGGCGGUGGGGGCCCAGGCAACCACCCCCAGGGCCCUGAUGCCUCUGCCGAGGGCCUCAACCCCUAUGGCCUGGUUGCCCCCCGUUUCCAGCGGAAGUUCAAGGCCAAGCAGCUCACCCCACGGAUCCUGGAAGCCCACCAGAAUGUGGCCCAGUUGUCGCUGGCAGAGGCCCAGCUGCGCUUCAUCCAGGCCUGGCAGUCCCUGCCCGACUUCGGCAUCUCCUACGUCAUGGUCAGGUUCAAGGGCAGCAGGAAAGACGAGAUCCUGGGCAUCGCCAACAACCGACUGAUCCGCAUCGACUUGGCUGUGGGCGACGUGGUCAAGACCUGGCGUUUCAGCAACAUGCGCCAGUGGAAUGUCAACUGGGACAUCCGGCAGGUGGCCAUCGAGUUUGAUGAGCACAUCAACGUGGCCUUCAGCUGCGUGUCUGCCAGCUGCCGAAUUGUACACGAGUACAUCGGGGGCUACAUUUUCCUGUCGACGCGGGAGCGGGCCCGUGGGGAGGAGCUGGAUGAAGACCUCUUCCUGCAGCUCACCGGGGGCCAUGAGGCCUUCUGAGGGCUGUGUGACUGCCCCUGCCCUGCUCACCACCUGUCACGGCCACUCCCAAGCCCACACCCACAGGGGCUCACUGCCCCACACCCUUUCUAGGCAGGCACCCAGCUGGGCAUUUCACCUGCUGUCACUGACUUUGUGCAGGCCAAGGACCUGGCAGGGCCAGACACUGCACCAUCACCCAGGCCAGGGAUGGGGGUGGGGGUCCCUGAGCUCAUGUGGUGCCCCCUUUCCUUGUCUGAGUGGCUGAGGCCGAUACCCCUGACCUAUCUGCAGUCCCCCAGCACACAAGAAGACCAGAUGUAGCUACAGGAUGAUGAAACAUGGUUUCAAACUGGAGUUUCUUUCUUGUUACUUUUUAAAAUUUCUUUUGUAUAAAUUAAUAUUUUAUUGUUGGAUCCUC
Symphalangus syndactylus (siamang) is the source of this 2778-nucleotide messenger RNA. RefSeq names its product FERM domain containing kindlin 3 (gene FERMT3). Gene Ontology annotation, molecular function: integrin binding. The record is from RefSeq and is a predicted model, not a curated record. Gene Ontology annotation, cellular component: cell-substrate junction. Lineage: Eukaryota; Metazoa; Chordata; Mammalia; Primates; Hylobatidae. Gene Ontology annotation, biological process: leukocyte cell-cell adhesion; platelet aggregation; regulation of cell-cell adhesion mediated by integrin.